Messenger RNA from Aricia agestis (brown argus), 1364 nucleotides. Its product is annotated as acyl-CoA Delta-9 desaturase-like. The record is from RefSeq and is a predicted model, not a curated record. Gene Ontology annotation, biological process: unsaturated fatty acid biosynthetic process. Gene Ontology annotation, molecular function: iron ion binding; stearoyl-CoA 9-desaturase activity. The transcript is spliced from 8 exons. The coding region runs from base 149 to 1252 and encodes 367 amino acids. Gene Ontology annotation, cellular component: endoplasmic reticulum membrane. NCBI's taxonomy places the organism in Eukaryota, Metazoa, Arthropoda, Insecta, Lepidoptera, Lycaenidae.
CGGCGCCCGCGCAGAGCCUCCUCGGCCAGUUGUGUAGUGCGACUGUACCUUUUGUACCUUUACCUGUUGUACCUGGUGUACCUGGUGUACCUGGUGUACCUGACGCUGUACCUGUGUAGUGCGAUCGUGAAAAGAAUAAGCGGACAGUAUGACAGCUUCGCACCCGCCGAACGCCUACGCGGCGCAGCCCAAGAUACAUACCACAGAAUAUACACCGGAGACCAAGAGAAGAGAUUACGAAUGGCAAAUAGUAUGGAGGAACGUACUGGCGUUCGUCUACUUACAUAUUGCCGGGGUGUACGGACUGUACCUGGCAUUCACCGUGGCUAAAGCACAGACAGUCAUAUUCACUAUAUCUUUUGCCAUCUUGGCCGGCAUGGGAGUGACCGCGGGCGCUCACAGGUUAUGGGCCCACCGCGCGUAUAAGGCCAAGUGGCCUCUUCGAGUCUACCUGGCCAUCAUGCAGACUAUGGCCUUCCAGAACCACAUCUACGAGUGGGUGCGGGACCACAGAGUUCAUCACAAGUUCUCUGAAACGGACGCGGAUCCGCACAACGCGCGGCGCGGGUUCUUCUUCGCGCACAUGGGCUGGCUGAUGGUGCGCAAGCACAAGGACGUGCUCGAGAAGGGCGCCUCCAUCGACAUGUCCGACCUCGAGCAGGACCCCAUCGUCAUGUUCCAGAAGAAAACGUACCUGGUUAUAAUGCCGCUGCUGAGCUUCAUUCUGCCGGCGUACGCGCCAGUGGCUCUGUGGGGGGAGGAUCCCUGGACGUCGUGGUACGUCGCCUCCAUCUUCCGCUACACCAUCUCGCUGCACUGCACCUGGCUCGUCAACUCUGCCGCUCAUAUCUGGGGCAACAAGCCGUAUGAUAAAAAUAUCGGGCCAACGGAGAACAAGCUUGUUUCGAUUCUGGCGACGGGCGAGGGAUGGCAUAACUACCACCACGUGUUUCCGUGGGAUUACAAAGCGGCUGAGCUCGGCAACUACAGGACUAACUUCUCUACAGCCUUCAUCGAUGUGGCAGCGAAAUACGGUUUAGCGUACGAUUUGAAGACUGUUUCAGAGGAGAUGAUCAAGAGACGGGUCUCCAGAACCGGUGACGGUACCCAUCCAUCGCUGAGCUGCAGCAAGCAGAUCAUCGAUGAAGAUGGCCACUGCCACCCAGAGAAUCCCGUGUGGGGCUGGGGAGAUGAGGACAUGACAGAAGACGACAAAAAACUAGCGGAAGUCUCACACGUCAAGUUGGAAUAAGUACAACGUCCUGGUGCUUCAAAUAGAUAUUAAAACCCAGUUUUCUUGGUUAAACAUUUCCGGUCUUACUACAAAAGAAGAACAACCGGUUAAACAGUUUUAUAAAAAAAAA